Molecule: messenger RNA, 2429 nt
Organism: Boleophthalmus pectinirostris (great blue-spotted mudskipper)
Lineage: Eukaryota; Metazoa; Chordata; Actinopteri; Gobiiformes; Gobiidae
Gene: mfsd13al
Product: major facilitator superfamily domain containing 13a-like
Exons: 7
Coding region: 282-1703 (473 amino acids)
Source: RefSeq, a predicted model, not a curated record
AUUUUCAACUGCGUUUCCGCAUUUGAGACGAGUACAUAGUAGAUCUAGAAAGUUGUCGUCAGUCUUUUAUUUCGUUAAAAUCUAAUGUUAGGAUCAGAAAAGUGCAGUGCAGUGUUAAACUCUCUGUUGUUCGUUGAUCAUUGAUGACUUGUUAGUAUGAAACUCUAGCAGAAGUUAACGCACUAAUCUGAUUUUAAGAUUGCAUUGAUACAUUAUUAUUAUUUUUUUAUCUGGUAAUAUUCAAUGGCGACGGAGCAAUAAAGACAAGUGGACCAGGAACAAUGGCAGUAACAAGACUGGUGAAGAAACUGGGAGUGGACCAUGUAGCUUUUGCGUAUGCCAUGACCACACUGGGGUCGUGCAUGAUAAAUAAUAUAUUCAGCUUUUACUAUGUGAAACUGUUUCUUAAUAAGUACAAGAUAAACGAAAGAGCUUUUCACCAAUCUCAAGUGGUCUACAUGAUUUGGAAUGCAGUGAAUGAUCCUCUUUUUGGAUAUAUACAAGAUAACUCCAGUGUCCCCUGUUGCUCUAAACGGCGGCUUUCUAUUUUGUACGGUGCUCCUCUGUAUUCCUUAGCUUUUCUUCUGGCCUGGUUCCCAUGGCGCUCGUAUAAUCCUGGUGACUGGAUGAGUGGGGUUCAUCUGAUGGUCGCGCUGUGUGCUUUUGAUGCCCUCCUGACAUUCGUGCUGUUGGCACAGUGUGCGUUGUUUGCUGAAAUUUCAAAUCAUCAUCAGAGUCGCCUUCGUCUUGUCAAAUACAGUCAGGUUGCUUCCCUCAUCGGCUCUUCCAGCAUCCUCCUUUCUGGUGUGGUUUCCAGAAACAUGGAGGACUUUGCUUCAUUCCAGACUUUUACUGUUGUCAUCGCUGUGCUGAGCUGUGGGUGCAUGCUCUACACAGGCUUCUACUGUGACAGUUGCUUUGAUAACAAAGUCACUGAGCCAAAGGACCAAGUGUCACAUAAUAUAAGUAAUUCUAUCAGCCUAAUGCAAAGUCAAAUUUGGCAGAUCCUUACCAAUCGAGAUUUUCAACUUUUUGUGCUCAUGAACUUUUGCCAAGUUUUUAUUUUGGCUUUUUUCAAUAAUUUUACCUUGAUCUUCACUGAGCACUUAAUUCCUCCGGAUGUUUUGCCAACAUUGGCAAAGAGUGUAAUGUACGGAGCAGGAUUUAUCUGUCCACAGUUGUUGGUAUUGUCCUGCCAAAGUCUGCUCCACAGUAUUGGUUACUACAAAAUCAUUCUCAUAACCUUCUAUGUGGAAGCAGGGAUGGGGAUCGCCAUGCUUGUUCUUGGGCCUCAGCACUAUUAUAUACUUGCGCUAUUUCUGACCAUUAACAUGAUAAUAAUUCAAGCAGCAUUCAGUCUCUUUGGUUUGCCUUUGGCUGACAUAAUUGACUCUGACCUUCACAAACACAAGCGCAAUUGUCCGUUGUCCUCAAUGGUAUUUGGGACCAAUGCGCUAUUCACUAAACCUGCACAGUCCUUGGCACCAAUGAUUGUUCUUGCUAUCUUAAACCAGUUUGGAUAUGAGCAGCUCAAAGAAGCAGUCAAGGAAUCAAAUCAAAGUGACCUGGAAAGCCUCCACAAGAUCAUGUUCUAUCUGGUCUGUCUUGUACCACUGACAGUGGCAGUUCUUCAAAUUCUGUUUUUUAAGCCUUUUUCUAUACGUGACAGCCACACAGUUCAGUCAAAGUACAUUGACAGCUAAUUAAGAAGAGGACAAAACAGAGACAACAGGCAUUUAUGUGAACAUAUCUUUAUACAGUGCAACCCUAACAUCACAUCACAACUAUUUUCAAUACAUUCCAAACAGUUUGUAAAAGUUUCAUAAUAAGCCAAGUUGUGCUUGGCAUUUCCGUGGUUUGUAAUGGACCUCUCACUUCUGGAAACCUUCCACCAGCUCACUCGUUUGGUGAACCAUGAGUGCGUCUUAAACGUUUUGAUAAAUAUCAUCAUUUGUACUGUUUGACUCUGCACUUGCAUACUGAAAUAAAAACAACGAGGAGCAAAGUUUCCUAUGAUUUUUGAUAUUUGCUUUUAUGUUUUCUGCAAGGAACAUUUCACCACAAAUUUGUGCAAGUCUGUGUUUACCUGAUUAUGCAGUGUCUUUGUUGUUGCAAUCUGUGUAUUUUUCAAACCUCUUCUCUUGUAUAGCUCUUGCAACACAUCAUGAAAAUGAACUGGUUCAGUCACUGUCGUCUGAGAGAAACAAAAAUACUGUGAAUCAAUAUGUUAUUAUUAUUAUUUUUUCCCCAAAUGGUACUGUUAAAGAUGAUCGUGUCGCUUUCGGGACUCUAAUCCCCUUUGAAAGCCCCCCAUGGACAGGUGUUGGAAAUUAGCACUUGUGCUAAAAACACUUAAAACAAUCUGGUCUAAUCCAGUGCUAUGUACUAUGUCCAUAUUAAAUUAAUCAGUAAAUAAAUAAAAAAUAUAA